AGCUAUUGUAGAAGCUCCUUCAUGGCCAUAUUGUGCGUCGGCCAUGUGGUGGCGGCAUGUGUAAUACAAAUAUAACCUUUAAAUAGUGAGUUUCAAAAGUAAUGUACUUAUUUUAUCGCCACACAAAACCGUAUUAAAUGAUGUUCACAUUUAGUUUUAAGUUCAAAUGGCAAAAAUGUAUGAGUAUGAUAAUAAAGCUAAAUAUUCAUACACAAAGAAAAAUGAAAUAUAAUUAUUUUACAUCGGAAAAUGUUGUGGUCUACCGUAGACUUAUUGAAGAAUUUCAAAACAAUCAAUUUUCAUUUGAAACUUUACUCCAGUACAAUAUACUAUUAAAAACUCCUGUAAAUAUAUUGCAAGACAAUUGUGCAUUAUGUAAAGAGUCCAAGAUAAACUUUAUGUCCCCAAAUUAUACUGCGAGAUUGUUAUCCUUGCCGCCAUUAAGAUUACAGCAUAAUAUCAGUAUACUCCAAGAGUGUGGAUCAGUUGACCUCAACGAUUACAAUGUAGUAAGUAGAUUGAACUGCUUGAUGAAGUUGAAAAUUAAUUCCUUUAAGGAAGUUUUAAAUAUUCCAAAAGAAGUGAAGAUAGUAAAAGAAAUUUACGAAAAAGUGUUUUCGAAAUCUUACAAAUCUUCAAUUUUUUCAAAGCUGAAUGAAGAUAUGACUGUUUUUGAAUUACGUUCUUUACUAUUACCACACUAUGUAUAUUGGAAAUUUGGCAUUGAUUCAAACAUAUUUAAAGAGGACUCAAAACUUUGGAACCUGUUAUUACUUAGAAGCUGGCACUUGGUUAACAAAAAAGUUGACUAUUUGAGAAACAAUAUUGGCUACACAAGUAAAAUUACAGACUAUGAGUAUGCCGUACAAUGUGAUAUAAAUAAUGUCAGAAGAAUAUGUUACGAAAUAAAAAAUAUUGGUCAAAUAACAAUACAAGAAGUUCUUCGUACAUGUCCGAAAAUAACACUUCAGCCCGUGAAUAAUAUUAAACAAUUUUUAACUUGGUUUCAUAAAAAUCAAUUAUACGAGUCUUUAAUAACAAAUUGUUUAGAAGUUCUGACAUUAAAUCCUAUUGAAGCUAUAAAUAAGUUAGAGAAGAUAUUGAAAAAUCCAACUUUAAUGCUUUUUCGAAAUCAUCCUAGAUUUUUACAUUUAUUAUAUGUAAAUCAUGAUUUAGAAAAAAGAAUAGCACAUUUAAAAUCAAAUAAUAUGUCAAUAAAAUGGAAAGAUAUUAUAGCCCCAACAUACAAACCCAAUAAAAUUCAGAAAAAUAAUAAAACCGAUGCUAUAAAUCGAACAAAAUUCUUAGAUAAUGAAUUUUUGAAUCAAGGACCAGCUUUAAUCGCAGAACUUAAAAAGAAUCCAAAUUGGUCGCGUAUCGAUUUGGGCCAAAUGUUUUCUUCCUUGCAAUAUUUAAGAGGCCAUUUUACUGCAGGUGCUAUUUGCAGUAAUAUACACAUCAUUUUAUAUCAAAGGUCCAAGAUAGAGAAAACUGUAAGCUACAUUCGGAAUAAAUAUAGAAACUACAGGAAUCAUCAAUUUACACCAUCACAACAACUUGCAAUGUGUUUAUACUAUAUGGAAAUAGAAUUUCAUUUUUCUGGUGAUGGUGCAUUGGCUUCACUGGAUACGGUAGACAAAGCAGUUAACAAUAAGAGUUAACUAGUGUAACUAAAACUAUCAAAGACAAUGGAUAAUAUUUUAAUUUAAAUUUUCACUAGUACAAGUUUCCAAACUAUGUAUUUGUUUGUUAAUUUGUUGUUGAAAAUAAAAAUGAAUCACAAUGUAAAA
Molecule: messenger RNA, 1790 nt
Organism: Leptopilina boulardi
Lineage: Eukaryota; Metazoa; Arthropoda; Insecta; Hymenoptera; Figitidae
Gene: mTerf5
Product: transcription termination factor 5, mitochondrial
Exons: 6
Coding region: 138-1661 (507 amino acids)
Source: RefSeq, a predicted model, not a curated record